UUGGUGGUGAGGACAUGGUCACAGCCGUGCAGUUUUUGAUCUCGAAGCUGCUUUCGCCGCUCUGGAGGAGAGUAGAGGAUGAAGAUGAAGAAGAUGGACUUUAUUAUGGUGGAGGUAAAGUUCGUCAAGUGCGGGGUGGUGUUGUGACCCAGCUGUGUCAGGAUUAUGGGCUGAUUGAUCAUUCUGUGUACUUCACGGCUGGGGAGGUACUGGGAGGAGUGCCACUGUGUGUGGGUGACCCUGUCCACGCCCUGGCUGUUCGAGAUGGAGCCCAUGAAGGGUGGAGGGCACUAAGAGUGGAGAGGCAGAUGGAUACAUGGGAGGGCGGUGGCAGGGUGUCACUUGACCUAGAUACCAAUAAGCUCAGGCCUCUGAUUGGAACAGUAUCAUCAUGUGAUAAAGAUGGUGGAUUUAUAAAUCAGACAACAUAUUUUCCUCGGUCAGCCCUGUGUCAAGGUUUUGAGCCUAUGAAAGGAGACUGGGUGCAGGCACAGUACUUUAUUAGCCCCACAGAGUGGAGCAGUCAGGCUCGGACUGUUGCCCCAUUGCGAUACCAACGCAUGGACCAAGUGUGUGUGUCGGGUGUUUUUGGCAGUAGUGGAGUUGUGCAAGACUCUGUAUUUUUUUGUCUCGACUCUUUGCUCUUGCCUGCUGGGUACCGACCCACACCAGGAGAUGUAGUGAGUGUUGUGGUUGUGGAGAGCAGCCAGUCCUUCUACUGCUGGAGAGCACUCUGCAUGGCCCCGAUUAAACACAGCCUGAAUGCAUCAGUGCCUAUCUUGCCAGAGGCCGAGAUCCAGAUCUUGCUGCAGAAUAAGGGAGGGCUGGUGGUCAGUGAGGAAACCCAAUUUGGAUCUCUGUUAAUGGGACAGGCUAAGGAGCUGCUCAUCUGCAUUCACAAUAAUGGCUCAGAGACCCACACACUGAAGUUCUGUGAAUUUGCUGGCUGGGACUCUGAGGAACAGUUUGCUUUCGGCCGCAUACUUUCCCCUGCCACCCCCAGCAUUCCCCUCAAACCUAAAAAUCAUGAAGCCAUCUUGCAGAAAAAUCCCUUUGUACCCUCCUUCCGUGCCUCAAGCAGAGGACUUGUAGGGGGGUAUGGCCUCUAUCCUCUACCCGGUCCUUCCCAUGGGACUGUGGAGGAAAAGGCGGAAGGCAAUGAAACUGAUAGUGAGAUAGAUAAAGAUGGAGAGCUUGAAGAUGAUGGGGAAAAAGACUCUGAAAAAACACCAGCUCUGCUGUCAGUGGAGAGGAAUCUGAAGAUUGUACCAGGAGAGAAGGUGUCUGUCACUGUGAGCUGCCAUGCUAAGAACCUUGGUCGCUGUGCGGAGCUGCUGUUGCUACACUUCUCGUCCUUCACCAUCGGGCGGCGCCUGGAAGUGUCUGUAAGCAGCACUGAGGAGAGCCUACUGAAACCCAGUGCCCCCUACUGCCCAGCAAUGCCAGUAACUCAACCUCAAAAACAUGCUCAGGUGAUCACAGUCAUGGCUCCUGCACCUCCAAUCAGGCUGGCGAGACGACGUCUGCCCAACUUCCUGGGGAACUACCCGGUGCCACAGGCUCUAAGGGAAUGUGUGGAGGCCCAGAAUGAUGUGCUUGUGGUUCAGCCUGCUCUUGGAGAGCCACUGUGUUUGUCCUCCAUGAUUACUCGUUUCUCAGCCUUGCUGUGGCUGGAGGAGCUGCAGGCAGAGAAAGAGCUCAAAGAGUUCAUUAUUAAUGGUGCCUUGCUCAGGAAGGGAGCAGUGUACCUGCACCUAGAGGUGCCUGGGCUCAGCGAGGGAAGGCCGAACCUCUUCAUAGGAGACAGAGUUGUUCUGAAGAAGCCAUGCAGUGGAGGGUGUGUUGUUGAGUAUAUCGGCUAUGUCACUGAGAUCAGCGAGGAGGAUGUAAGUUUGCGAGUAAACUCUGAGUUUCAGAAGAGCUACCUGGGGGAGCCCCUGGACGUGGAGUUUACAUUUAACAGGGUGCCCAUAAGGAGGUGCCACUGCGCUCUGGAACAGACCAAGCACUUUGGAGAGAAUGUGCUUUUCCCCAGAGUGUUGCAGCUGCAAAGUCCCAUAUGGACUGGAGAAUGGGAACCUGAACAGCCGCAAGUAAAGAAUGAAGGUGAAUCUCGCCAAACAGCAUGUGGGGGUGGGCAAAAGCUGUCCUCUCUGACUAUGGACAUGGUGUCUGUGGCCACACAAACAAAAACAGAUUUGCAUAUGACUGCUAAGCCAAUCCCAAACUCAGGCCAGUUCUUUAACUGUAACCUUAACCCCGCCCAGAAGGAGGCAGUCAAGUGUAUUCUCAGUGGAGACUGUCGCCCAACCCCAUAUGUGCUGUUUGGUCCUCCAGGCACAGGCAAAACAGUCACACUCAUUGAGGCUAUACUGCAGGUGUACCACCGUGUGUCAGGGAGUCGUCUUCUGGUGUGCACUCCAUCCAACAGUGCUGCAGACCUCAUCUGCAUCCGUCUGCACGAGAGUGGCUACCUUCAUGCUGCCAGUCUAGCACGUGUCAAUGCCACCUGCAGACAGGAGGAGUCUAUCCCGGAUGUUUUGCGGCAGUACUCUCGAGCCGGAGAGGACGUACGUCACGCCUCUUUUCAUCGUGUUGUGGUCAGCACUUGCUCCAGUGCUGGCAUGUUUUACCAGAUCGGUCUGCGUGUUGGCCAUUUCACCCAUGUAUUCCUGGAUGAAGCUGGUCAAGCUACUGAGCCUGAAUCUCUGAUUCCCCUAGGCCUGCUGUCUGAGAAGACAGGCCAGGUAGUCUUGGCUGGAGACCCUAAGCAACUGGGUCCGAUAGUGAAGUCUAAAUUAGCUGAAGCGUUUGGACUAGGAGUGUCUCUGCUGGAGAGACUAAUGUCUACCCCACUCUAUUCUUGCGGUGACGAGGGCUACAACCCAUUAUUGGUGACUAAGUUGGUGUACAACUACCGUUCCCAUGAGGUCUUGCUGUCUCUGCCGUCUCGGCUCUUUUACGGAGGGGAGUUGUGUGUACGCUCACAGAGAGCUGUGGUGGACUCUCUGUGCCAUUGGAGCCGCCUUCCCACCAAGGGCUUUCCUCUCAUGUUCCAUGGAGUCAGGGGUACAGAGAUGAGGGAAGGCAAUAAUCCUUCCUGGUUUAACCCUGGAGAAGCAGUGCAGGUCAUGCUUUACUGCUGCCAGCUGGCAAAAAGACUCUACAAUCCCAUACCAGCUACUGACAUUGGCAUCAUUGCCCCUUACAAAAAACAGGUAGAGAAGAUCAGAGUGCUGUUGCAAAGGGUAGGGCUUGCUGACAUUAAGGUGGGCUCAGUCGAGGAGUUCCAAGGACAGGAGUUUCUUGUGAUCAUCUUGUCCACGGUACGAUCGAAUGAGGAUCUUCCAAGUGAUGAUCUGCAGAGUGCUCUGGGAUUUCUCUCCAACCCUAAACGCUUCAAUGUGGCUAUCACUCGGCCCAAAGCUCUUCUCAUCCUCAUCGGCAACCCACAUGUCCUGAUUAAGGAUCCUUGUUUCCAUGCACUGCUGCAGUACACAUAUGAGAAUGGGGCUUUCCUUGGCUGUGACCCUCCUGUCUCCCUCAGAGUUUCCCAUAGAACUGCCUCUAAAAAGGAAGAAUAGAGACGUGAGAAGAAAUCUGGAUGUAUCGAUA
This is a messenger RNA of Colossoma macropomum (tambaqui), 3615 nucleotides long. It is a transcript of the gene mov10l1, whose product is annotated as Mov10 like RISC complex RNA helicase 1. NCBI's taxonomy places the organism in Eukaryota, Metazoa, Chordata, Actinopteri, Characiformes, Serrasalmidae. The record is from RefSeq and is a predicted model, not a curated record. The coding region runs from base 15 to 3584 and encodes 1189 amino acids. Gene Ontology annotation, molecular function: helicase activity. The transcript has 26 exons.